Peniophora sp. CBMAI 1063 is the source of this 4053-nucleotide messenger RNA. The record is from the annotation of a GenBank genome assembly. Lineage: Eukaryota; Fungi; Basidiomycota; Agaricomycetes; Russulales; Peniophoraceae.
AUGGCUGACGACGCUGGCGCUGCGAUGCAAGGCCUCAAUUUCGGUAACGGCGGGGGUGGCAACCCGGGCAACGCCGGAUCGGCUACUGGCAACAAUGGGGCGGGUGCCGGCGACGGCGGCCCCGGCCCUGGUAACAACGGCACUGGCGGCACUGGUGAUGGCCAGCCCGCUGGCAACGCUGCUGGCACGGGCAUUGGCAAUGGUGGCGACUCGAACGGCGGCGGGGACGGCGGCGGCAACGGCCCCGCACCCGAUCCGGAAAGCGAAGACGCUCGCAUUGUGCGUCUCACCCGCGAGCUCGAAGAGGCCUUUGCGGCCCGCGCAAACAAGGCUGGCGGCUCAUCCGAUUUGGGCUCCAUGUUCAUGUCCAAGGACGACGCGGCCAAUGCUCGUGCGGCCAUCGCGAAGCCGACUGCUCCUCCUCCCUGCCCUAUCCAGCCCGGCUUCCAAGCGGACCCUCAGGCUACAGCCAUCAGCGAGACGGCACGCAAGACCAUCCGUCGUCUUGGGUACUGCCCGCUCACCUCACUCGAUUCGGAGGCACGUACUCGCGCUAGCCGCGGCGGCGGGCCGGCCAUGGACUUGCAGCCCGACGGCUCGUUCAAGGAACGUGACCUUGACCGCAGCCGGGAGCGCUUCAUAGACGAGCGCCGGUUCAACUCGGCUGCGGACACGUACGUACGUGUCCUCAAGGAGGAGGUGCUGCACACUGGUGCAGGUACCGACGAGGCCUUCAAGUCGCAUUUCACGAUCUGCAAGGGCUUGUUCGACUCGCACUUCUUCCACGUCGUCAUGGCGUAUGACCAACGUAACCGCGAGAUACAUGCGGCAGAUCACCGUCACGAUAUUUCCACCCUGAACAUGCGCUUGCUCGCCAUCGUAUCGACGGCGGCGCCUCCCGGUGGUUCUGCACCCGCUACCCCGUCUAAGCGCCAUGCCGACUCUGCUCCGUCGUCGUCGCACGCGCCUCCUCGUAAGGUCGCACGGUCAUCUGCACAACACACGUCGGAGACUAAGGGCCAGCGCUGCUUUCGCUGUGGCGAGUACAGCGGCCACAUGCCCGUUGGUUGCCCAGCCGAGCUUACCACGGCAGGGCGCACUGCCUUCGAGCUCGCCAAGGGUUCACGUUCCCAGAAUGCCCUCAUCAGUCCCUCUGGUCGUACCGUCUGCUUCAACUGGGCCUCAAGUGGCUACUGUCGCACGGUGCCGCCGCCUGCUCCGCUUAGUGAUCCUCGUGGAGUCGUGACGCCGCUCGACGCAAACGCCAUCGAGACGCUGCUGGGCAAGUUGGGGCUUCUCGGGGAGUGGCAACACGUGAUCGAUAGCUUGCGCUCGGGCUUCGAUGCCGGUGUUGAUACAAAAGUAGACCGUACAUUUAUCCCUAAAAAUCACUCGUCAAUUCAACUCGAUCCCACUUUCAUUGAUACUUAUAUUGCGGCCGAAGUCGCGGCCAAUCGCUUUGUGGGACCUUUCGAGCCCGACACUCUCGAGCGCAUCAUAGGUCCUUUCCGCACAAACCCGCUGGGGCUGGUACCAAAGCCCGGCACGGACAAACAUCGUAUGGUCAACGAUUUAUCAUUUCCUCGCGACGGUGAUCCCGUCCCCGCCGUCAAUCUCGCUAUCGACCGGAGCCAGUUCAUUACCGAAUGGGGCGACUUCACAAAAAUGGCGCAAGCCGUCCUCGACGCGCCUCCUGGCACAAUGGCUGCGACCUUCGACAUCUCAGCUGCCUACCGCAUAACCCCCAUCCGGCCCGACCAGCAGCACGUUCUCUGUGUUACGUGGCGAGGGAAAGUUUACAUCGACCGCGCCGCCUGCUUCGGUAUGGCCUCAAGCUCCGGCAUCUUUGGUGCUAUUGCGGACAUGCUCGUCGCCAUAUACAAAGCAUCUGGAUACCGUGUCGUGCUUAAAUGGGUGGACGACUUUGUCGUUUUUCGACUACCCGGCGACAGUUUCAGCGAGGAGGACUUCGUUCACCUUACAUCGGCCCUCGGUGUCCCCUGGUCGGUGGCCAAAACACGCUCCUUCGCGUACCGCCAGAAAUAUAUCGGUUUCAUCUGGGACCUCGUGCGCAAGACGGUCGCGAUGCCAGAGGAAAAGCUCUCGGCCCUCCGUUCCCUUCUAGACGCGUGGCUUGAGCCGAAGGCUAAAUUCAACGCCGGCGAGGCCGAGUCAUUGCAUGGGAAGGUCGUCCACGCGGCGACGAUUUUCCCUCUCGUCCGCCCCUUUCUUCCCUCCAUCUCGCACUUCCCGCGCGGUUUCAAGAACGGCUACACAAAGCACUCGCUCCCCGGCCCCGUGCAGAAGGACAUCACAUGGAUCCGCGACAUCCUCGAGCACGCCCCGAACGAGAUAUCGCUGACGAGGGAGGAGCCUCUCGAUAUCGGCUGGUGGGGGGAUGCGAGCUCGUCGUGGGGGAUCGGCGUGGUUGUGGGCUCAUUCUGGGCGGCCUGGCACUGGGCCGACGGCUUCACGGUGGGACCGAAGUGCAAUCGGGACAUCGGUUGGGCAGAGGCGGUCGCUGUCGAGCUGGGUCUACGCAUGGCCGUCCAUCACGGCAUUAUCGGGGCGAGGCCGACCAACCGAUCGCGCAUACUCGUCCGGUCAGACAACGCCGGCGUCGUGGCUGUCGUGAACAAAGGCCGGUCCAAGAGUGCGCACACCAACGGCGUCCUCAAGGACAUCUAUCGCACCUUGGUGUCAGAGGGCAUCGUCUUGUCGGCCGACCGCAUUCCCGACCGCGACGACGCACUCGCUCUUAUCGCUGCCACCUCAUCUCGUUGGCUGUCUCGUCCCCUCGUCAUGAAGGCCUCCGCGUGGCGCAUCGACCCACCAUCUGAGCCCGGUCAACCCGGAAGUCUUGUCUCUGUUACAUUAUCUUUAAAACCGUCGCGGUUUCGGCCCGACGUCUCGUCCGAUGACCGUAUCUACAAGUGGUGUGGUCCUAACACGCCACCGCUGUCUGUCCUCCCUACUCGUCUGUUUCAGUAUCUACAAAUGCGUGCCAUACAUGAAGUUCUCGCCGAAAAGACAACCUCCGGCUACGGCUCGGGUCUCCGCAAGUUCCACGUCUUUUGCGACAUUUACAGUAUCCCCGACGAAGCUCGGCUGCCCGCUUCGUUCGAGCUGUUAAACUCUUUCGCCCACUGGGCGUCAACCGAACCCGACCCCUCUGACCCGGAGCUCUCACGCGGUGAUUGCUUCGAGCCCGUCAGCACCGGAACUGUCAAGACAUACCUGUCGGCAAUCUCAACAUGGCACGUCAUCCAAGGCUGGCCAGCCCCCUUGUCAAAGGUCAACUACGAGCGCAUCAAGACAUCGCUUCGUGGACUGGGGAAGCUGCAGAAGGAGCCACGCAGUCGGCCACCGAGGCCACCCGUAACUCUGCCGAUGCUCGCCGCAAUCAAGCGGAGCCUAGACCUUUCAUCGCCAUACGAUGCGUGCCUCUGGGCCAUCGCCACUUGUGCCUUCUGGGGCAUGAUGCGGUUCGGCGAAGCAACCGUCGACGCGCGCAAGGACUAUAACCCCAAGAAGAAACUCGCUCGGAAACACGUCUUCUUCGGUCACGACCUCGACGGGAAGCCGUACGCGCGACUCGACCUGCCCACCGCCAAAACCGCGAAACAGGGCGAGAUUCAGAAGAUCUUUCUCACGGCUCAAGGAGAGUACUGCCCGCUGGCAGCGCUUCAGAAUCUGGCACGAGUCGUCCCGGCUGAAGCAGACGACCCCCUCUUCUCGUGGGUGGACAGCACGGGCAGCAUACGGCCCAUGACGCGGAGCGCGGCUCUCAGCAGCCUCAACGAGAUCACGCAACGACAUGGUUGGGGGACUGCGUUCGGCCACUCAUUCCGGAUCGGUGGCGCUUCCUUUUACCUCGCUCAAGGCGUGAGCCCGGAGAUCGUACGACUCGCCGGACGGUGGAAGUCGCUAGCGUACGAGACGUACAUCCGCGCAUUCGAGCAGGUCGCUUCACGGCACUUGUCCGGGUUAGGUGCGGGCCAGCAACCGUUCGUGCGACCCGCUUCGGCUCUGGUUGGGGGCGCGGCGCGGUAG